AUGUUCGUGGUGCCAAAUGUACUCUGGAUAGCAAGUCCACCGGCUCUGACACUCAGCUGCUCAUCUUCUCCUUUGCACCCAGAGCGCAAUUUGCCAGACAUUCCUGCACCCCACCAACGCAUUCCACUAACAUUGCCAGGAACACAUUCGCCACCAUCAUUCAGACAGACAGCUAUCAGCAUAACUGGUCUCGCCCCUGCUGCUGGCCUUGCUAGGCGUGCAGUUGAAAAGAUGGGUCAUGUCUGGGGCAAGGCCUCUUCCUCCACUUCAGGCUACCCACCACCUCCAGGCUGGGCACACAACAAUCGCUUGCCCCUCUCAUGGGCUACUUCUGGUAUCAAUGAGCCACCUAUGAAGAUGCACCGACAUUCACCUCAUGCAUCUUCUGGAAGUUGGAGUGGACUCUUGGCAUCAACUGUCCCUAUUCUUGGAAAGCGUCUGCGUGGUCCGGUCCACCUGAGUCCUAGAGGUGCCGGUGUUGCUGGCGGACUUGUUUUUGGACGAGAUAUGAAGACAUGCAUAAGGGACACAGCAAUCGACUCUGUCCGCACCGCGUUGCGUGCCAAGGAGUUUGACAGCAGCGCCACACAAGAUGCAGACAGCAUGCUAAGCAAUGCUCCAAGUCUUCCUUCAGCUGCGCUGGGGAGUCGCCAAUUGCCUGCGUUGGUUGUCAGGUGUGCGCAGCACAUUCUUACCUGGGGUGUACAGGAGCUUGGGUUGUUCUGGUACGAUGCUUGGAGGCUCGGUUGGAAGCUGUCUGCGAGACCAUGGCAAAUUCGAUGA
Messenger RNA from Suillus plorans, 783 nucleotides. RefSeq lists its product as uncharacterized. The record is from RefSeq and is a predicted model, not a curated record. Lineage: Eukaryota; Fungi; Basidiomycota; Agaricomycetes; Boletales; Suillaceae. Bases 1 to 783 code for a protein of 260 amino acids. The transcript is spliced from 3 exons.